CUCAGGAAGGCGUCGUGCGUUGAAUUAAAAACACGAAGAGGGUGGGAGUCAUUUAAUUUUCCGGAAUUUGAUAGAUUUUCAUUGUUAAUUAAACUCACCGCUGAUGUCAUAAGAGAUGUGCACGUGCCCGACCUCGUGGCCAAGUCAUCACGAUACCUGCACACAGCUCAAUUACAGCCAUCCGCGUCUGGUAGACGGCUGCAUUCUUUAGGCCUACUGCUAUUGAACGUUUCGCUCCGUAUUGAGUGGUGUAACUUGUUGAUUUUGUCUUUCUCAAAAGGAAUCGAUUCUGCCCUUGCUCACCGCGUUAGCUCAUCACGUUCGUCCUAAUCCUCCCUCCGGCAAUAAAUAAGUGGUUGUCGGUUUUGUCACUCCAAGUACAAACAUGUUUGCUGAAGCUGCAUAAUGUCGCUAAAGAUUACGAUGUAAACGAAAGCGAGUCGUUUAGAACUUUAGACUGACCUCUUCUGGCUUGGGUGCCAAUGGUGAUCUCACUCAACCGCAAGUCCCAAGUAUAUGAGUUCACUACAAAGUUGCGUGUCGACUCAAUAAUCCCUCCAAGGCUACACACAACAAGUAUCACCUUUGUGGUAGAAGAUUAUUGUCCACCGAUGGUUAGACUGGCUCCCACCAUGGGAAUAUGGAAUUUCCACACCGGGCUCAGAGCUACCAGCAGCGUGUGAACCCGACGCUCGCGGGAACUCGUGCCAAGCCGGACGAGUGAGCGGGGAGCUCGGAGAUCGCGAACCUCCCGACCAGCGGCCCCCGGGCUGGGCGGACGUGCCGGGAGUGACCCUGGGGAGCGGCGAGCACCAGGAAGGGGAAGCGGAGGGGCGAGGCGACACGGAGCCGAUGGAGGUGGACACGAUGCUGUCCGAGCCCGACUACGGGGACGAAACCCCGGGCCUCAUCAAGCCCAAGAAGCUGAUUAACCCCGUGAAGGAGUCUCGUCGGCACCAGGACUUGCACCGGGAGCUGCUCAUGAAGAAUAAGCGGGGCCAGGGUCUGCAGCCCAAGCCCGAGCUGCUGCGUGUGCUCGACCAGCGCAAGUGGGAGCAGCGCGUGGGGCGCCAGCGGCACCACCUCCACCAUGACGAGGAGCCGGAGCCCAACGGCGCCCUGCAGCAGGAGCUGCUCAAGCGCUUCCAGCGCCUUGAGCAGCUGGACCGUGACCUCGAGUUCCCCGGCCCGGGGGAGGAGCAGCCGGGCGGCGGUUCCGGCGGAGCGACCAUCCCCGAGUUCAUCCGCGUGCGCGACAACUUGCGCCGCACGCGCAUCGUCACCAUGGAGACGGAGCAGGGCACGGCAUGACGCGUGCGGUGGGGGUGCGGAGGGGCGAGGGGGCGCCAGCGUCCACGACGACGACUGUGACGACUGUGACGACUGUGACGAUCCCGGGUCGGCACAGAGACCAGGGGGAGGACCCCGACGAGCGGAGCUUCCCGGGGGGAGCAGACUCGCACUCGGCACGGUGAACAGAGCCGAUGUUACGCACACACACACUGCGAGUGUCCUCUACACUGAAUGUGUAUAUAUAUAUGCGUGUGUCUGCGUGUGGGUUGUGUGGAGAGUGGACGUCUAGUGGUUCGAGAACCGUGCUAUGACUCACGUGACCCGAAUUAGAUUCCCAGCCACGGCUACCGUCAGCAAAACAUGUCUGAGUUGGUCGUGGGCCUAGUGUAGGUUGACUCGGCCAAAAACGAGUACCUCAUGUGGUCUGCAAACAGCACUGAGGAGACAAAGGUGGCCGGGCAAGAUGCUGGCAACACCACCGCCUUGUGCUCCAUAGGUGCUCGCUAACAGCACUUAUCCCGACAGUGUACGUCGGCUACAUGGGGGAUCUUUGCCUUUGUGUGUAAUGCAGCAGAGGGAAGCUAGCGAUGGUGAGGUGGGGUGGCACCAUUGGUGAUGGCUAUGUUGGCCUCUUGCCCUGAGAUGUCUGCGUCUACACACAUUGUGGAGAGGCUUGCAGCAUGGCGGAUAUCACAUUGAGCAGCAAUGCUGUCUACCUGAGUUAAAUUCCUGGCCACGUGUUACGUCGGCGGUGUGUGGGAUCUGACACGUUCCACCUAAAUCCGGUUGCUCAACCCCAUCGUGCGCCAUGCCGAUGGGUACGCGCCGACGGCACUCCCUGCCGUGGUCCGUUGGUUGGAGGUCAUGGCCCUGCCAGGGGUCAACUACACCCAGGAUCUCUGCAGGGCCAAGCAAAUGAGUUCCCACUUGUGCCCACUCUGCAAUUUACACCACAAACAGGGAGGCACUUUGGCUUAAUUACACACACAUCUAUUCUCGAAAACGGUGGCAAAAAUGUACAUUUGUACAUCCCGGUUAUGUUGAUAGCAGGCAAAAUAUAAUUAAAAUAAUGAACGCGAAGUACCUUCAGUCAUUUUUAAGCCUUUACGAAACAAGUUAGGAUUUGCGGUGUUCAUGGAACGUUGCAUGGCAUUAACGCACAGAUGCCAAAUGGUGAAGACAUGCAGGCGGAGGCAGGGGACGGUGCUCACGAUGCACCGCGUCGGUUUACACGCCACGGUACAUCAGCAAUCCCCACUGGUCAGCGCUGCCUGGGGAAGUGGGGGGGUGGGAACGGGACCGGUUCUGAAAUCACUCGCCAUGGAUGUUAGCCACGGCCAGGAAUCUCACUCGGCCAUGGCUGAGCGGUGGGUGAUAUCCAUUCGCGUUUAUUUAUUUGUAAUAUAUAUACAGAGCCGGCCAGGUCACACUCUGUAUGUGACUCUCAGUUGGAAAGUUGGAAGUUCAAAUCCAAAUGUGGAAAGUGACUUUCAUUCCGUCGUCCUUGGGGUCAUUAAAAUUAUAAUCAAAUUGGGGAACGUGAAUGCUCCUUGUCCUUUGGAGUGACGAUGCACCGACAUGGGAAUGUGGAAUUCCUAUCACUGGCGCAGGACCAUAAAUGGUUGUGAGUGCUGCCCACAGCUUGUUUGAAUGUUGUGACUGGUGUGACUGUUGUGACUGACUGUUGUGACUUGUGACUGACUGUU
Molecule: messenger RNA, 2999 nt
Organism: Petromyzon marinus (sea lamprey)
Lineage: Eukaryota; Metazoa; Chordata; Hyperoartia; Petromyzontiformes; Petromyzontidae
Source: RefSeq, a predicted model, not a curated record